UGACCCUAAACCCCAGGCAAUAGAAAAGCAAUCCAGUCGCGAUAUUUCCGGGUCCUGUGACUUAUCAGGUGGUUGCCCGGUGGGAGGAGAUGGGAGUUUAUGCUUUCUGUUUGAAUACGCUUCUCUCACCCGAAACGUGAAGCUUUCGAGCACUUCUCCAAACUGAAGGAAGUGGUCGCUUAGAGGUGGCAAAACUUUUUCUCAUUUAACUGACAUUUGGAGUUGCACUAACUGACAGCAUGGCAGGCGGGUCCGUGUCGGAGUGUAAGGAGUAUCUGUUUAAAGUGUUGGUGAUCGGGGAAUUGGGUGUUGGAAAGACGAGCAUCAUUAAACGAUACGUGCAUCAGCUUUUCUCGCAAAACUACAGAGCGACCAUAGGCGUGGAUUUCGCCCUCAAAGUCAUCAACUGGGACAGCAAAACACUAGUGAGGUUACAGCUGUGGGACAUCGCAGGUCAAGAACGCUUUGGGAACAUGACCAGGGUUUACUAUAAGGAGGCUGUAGGUGCGUUCGUGGUUUUCGACAUUACUCGAGGCUCUACAUUUGAGGCUGUUUCAAAGUGGAAGCACGAUUUGGACAGCAAGGUGAAACUAGCCAAUGGAACUCCAAUCCCUUCUGUCCUUCUGGCCAAUAAAUGUGAUCAGAAAAAAGAUGGAUCAAACAAUGCUUCUCUUAUGGACAACUUCUGCAAAGAAGCUGGAUUUCUGGGUUGGUUUGAAACAUCAGCUAAGGAAAACAUUAACGUAGAUGAGGCCGCCCGAUUCCUGGUGGAGAACAUCCUUCUCAAUGACAAAGGCCUUCCGUAUGAAGAGAUCAAUGGUGACCGAAUUAAACUGGACCAACAAACUGUGCCUGCUGAGAGCAAAUCAGGCUGUUGCUAAUGUAGAUGCACUUACCUGUCCCAUCAUACCCACAGUGGAAGCCGGAGGCCAGCGACUGAGCUAAAGAAAAUGCCACCUAACCUACACCACAAUCCCACCCUCCAUCCUUAUCUUAAAAAACACAAGAGAUAACCCCUGCCACGGGUCACAUACUGUAUAUCACAAGAGGCUUGUCAGUUUGUGCACCUGAAGAGGAGAUGGCACUGUGAAAGGAUAGAUGAAAAGAGAAAAACAUCUGAUAGCUUUAAAUGCCGUUUUUUCUGUGUCAUUCUUGGCCUGUGUCAGUUUUAUACCACAAAAUGCUAUGUUAUUUUAUGUCAAGCCGAUCAUAAAUGUAUGUAUGUUUUAAAAUUGAAUAUAAUGAAAAAAGGUAAAUCAAUGUCAUAGGUAGACAAAUACCAGUGUAUGUUUCCCCGCAAAACUGAAUGUUCAUUACACUAUUAAAGAAGGAAAGCAGUUUUUAAAGAAUAGCCCCCUCACAAAUAUUUCUGAAUUCUGUCAUUAUUUCCUCACCUUCAUUAAGAUUUAAUCUCUUUUGUGCAACACAGAAAAGUAUUAUUUAUUCCAGAAUGUCUUGUUUUUUUCCCAAUAAAAUUAAAAGAAAUAGUGAGUAAGACUAACAGUAUAGUAGUGCAAGUUACAUAGAUUACUUUAUAAUGUUUUUAUGGUACUUAUCUGUUCUGUUUUGGAGUGUACAGUCCUUGGUUUCCAUUAACUACUUAAUCUGUUUUAUACCGAGGCAUAUGAGAUUAGGGUGAGUAAAUAUAUAUUUUUGCAUAUAUUAUCUAUUCAGUGUACUCUUGAGCUGUACGCCUCCCUAACUGGGAAUAUCUUUAUCAAGUAUUGCCAAAAAAAGGUUCUCAUGAUGUUGCUUUAUGGCAAAACAGUAAAUUCACAUUUAGUGAAUGUAUGCUGAGAAGGUUACUUUAUUGAACUUUUACAAUUUGAAAAUCGUACAAACUUAGAAAACAAAACUAUACUCCAAUCGACGAAUGGGGGAAAUAUUCGGAUUUGUUCAUUUUGAACAAUGGUAGCCUACUGAAUGAGAGAUGUGGGCACCUGUGUUCAUGCCUUUAUAAUUCAAUGAGACAAAUAUGCCUGUUUCUUAAGAGUGAGAAUAAAUAAAACUGCUUUGUUAAAAUCUGCAA
Messenger RNA from Triplophysa dalaica, 2029 nucleotides. RefSeq names its product RAB32a, member RAS oncogene family (gene rab32a). NCBI's taxonomy places the organism in Eukaryota, Metazoa, Chordata, Actinopteri, Cypriniformes, Nemacheilidae. The transcript is spliced from 3 exons. The record is from RefSeq and is a predicted model, not a curated record. The coding region runs from base 240 to 881 and encodes 213 amino acids. Gene Ontology annotation, cellular component: trans-Golgi network; vesicle; Golgi apparatus. Gene Ontology annotation, biological process: vesicle-mediated transport. Gene Ontology annotation, molecular function: GTPase activity; GTP binding.